UUUUAUGUUUAGUUGUACCAAGUGCGCUCCGAGGUUCGCAGGAGGUGUCCGCCGGUCACUUAUUCGCAGGAAAUUCCCGUUUCAAACAGCGGCAACGGCGUCUUUCCAAAUUCAUCUUUUUAAAAUCGUGUAAAUAUUAGUAGCUGGUCGCUGGCAAAUGCCAUUAGAGUUUUUUUUUUCGCGUCGGAGCAAAUCCUGUUUUGGCUCGUACGCGUUUUGAUUGCUUUUGCCAUUUUAUUUAAAAUUGAUGGUGUCUCGAGUCGCGGCAACGAGAAUUCUUAUAAUCAAUUGGCGCAAUGUUGAAAAUGCCCCUGUUUGGCCGCGAUCGGAAAAAGAAGGAGGAAAAAUUGAUUAUUGAAGAAAAAUAUACCCUGAGGGAUGUCCUGGGAACGGGUGCCUUUUCGACAGUAAGGAUCGCUGAAAGCAAAACACAUCCAGGUGAAAUGGUUGCUGUAAAAAUAAUCGACAAGAAAGCGCUCAAGGAUAAAGAAGACUCGCUGGAAAAUGAAAUAAAAGUUUUACGCAGACUUAAACAUCCAAAUAUUGUCCAACUUCUAGAAACCUAUGAGGAUAAAUCCAGAUUUUUUCUUGUAAUGGAAUUGGUAACAGGGGGUGAAUUAUUUGACAGAAUAGUAGAAAAAGGAUCUUACACCGAAAAAGAUGCGUCAAAUCUCCUCUGUCAAAUAUUACAAGCCGUUGAUUAUAUGCAUGAACAAGGCGUAGUUCAUAGAGACUUAAAACCGGAAAAUUUGUUGUAUUACAGUCAGGAUGAAGACUCGAAAAUAAUGAUUAGCGAUUUUGGACUCUCGAAAAUGGAAGAUUCCGGCAUUAUGGCCAGCACAUGUGGUACACCUGGAUAUGUAGCUCCAGAAGUCCUAGCACAAAAACCCUAUGGUAAAGCAGUAGAUGUAUGGUCAAUCGGGGUGAUUUCAUAUAUACUUUUAUGUGGAUACCCUCCCUUUUAUGAUGAAAAUGAUGCAAAUUUAUUUGCCCAAAUCUUAAAAGGCGAAUAUGAAUUCCACUCUCCUUAUUGGGAUGAUAUAAGUGAGUCUGCUAUGAAUUUUAUCACUGGGCUGAUGACGGUCAAUGUUGAAAAAAGAUUCACUUGUAAACAAGCAUUAUCCCAUCCAUGGAUUUCUGGAAAUGCAGCCGCUACUAAGAAUAUCCAUUUCACUGUGGCUGAACAGCUCAAGAAGAAUUUCGCUAAAUCAAAAUGGAAGCAAGCUUAUCACGCGGCAACUGUUAUCCAAAAAAUGAAAAAAAUGGCCCUGACGAACCACAAAAGUGCCACGAUGCAAAGGUGUAUAUCUGACCAGCACUCCGAAAAUGGGGCUUGUGGCUGCGCAGACAGGACUUAAACUAUACGUUGUGUUUUUACAACUUUGUGUACUACCUGGUUUUAAGCAGGUUACCAUAGAUUGUAUGUUAACUUAAUUUUUUUCUGUUGCCUUUUUUUCCUUUUUGUAUCUAGAUUUGUUCUUGAUAAGAGAGUAUUAGAUUUACAGCAUGCGCUUCACUCCUUGAACUAACAACCUGAAGAACAGAUAUGUUAUAAUGUUAUUCUAUUAUUAGGGAAUAUUCUCAGGUUGUUUUUAAAAAUUAAAUAACACCCUGUAUUAAGUAAUAACCAAAUUUAUUUUGGCGCAUCAGUACCUUAAAGGAAAGUGUUGCAGCGCUGUUAAAUUUUGGCGUUCAAAAACAAAAUUCUGUGAUAAUUACACUAAUUACUAAAGCAGUUCACUUAAAUAAUUAAAAAAUAGAUCAGAUUCUCACAUCACGCUAUCUCUCUUUAUUGUUAAUUUUUAGGUAAAUCGCUGUCCUUUGCAACACUCACUCGAAAAAAACAAUUUUUUGUGACAAUCAUAUUUUUUAAAGGCUUUGCUGCUAUUCUUAAACAUUGUGAUUUUUAACUGCAAUAAUAUGUGUGUCUAUAAAAAGAACUUUCCAAUCCAAAAUACACUAUUUUUAGACCUCUUAUACGAGGUGAUUAAAAAUCAUCUUGUUCCAGUAGUUUAUGGGAUUAGUAAUUUAUCCAUCUUGUUAUUUAACUAUAGGAAAGUAUAUUCUUAUUAUUAUUAAAAUUAAGUACGUCCAUAGAUUUAUCUUUGUUACUUGUCUAAAAAUUUAUUAAAAAUAAGGAAAUUAUGGCAACAAAUGUUAAAAAAGCAUCAAAAGAGUAGUUAAUCAAAGUUAUUUUCUUCUAAAAAAAAGACAAUUUGUUAUAUUAACACUACCUCCAUAUGCUCUCUCAAAUCCUAACAAACAAAUUAGACAUUUUUCAUAACUAAAAUAUAUUUUUUCUACGUUAUUAAAUCAUAGAAGCAUAUAUUAGGCCCAUAUAUUUUUGGCACAUUAGCAUUUAUUAUUUUAUAGUUUUCUUAUAAAUUUUAUUUGGCCAAUGUGAUAAUACUUUGGCCAUAAGUGGUCACAAUUUAUGAGAAGAUAUAGUUUUGUACCAAUUUAUUUUUAUACACGUGUUUAAAACGCAACAUCGUUAUGUAAUUAACUAAUGAUUAAAUAUAUUUGUUUCAGUUCCAAAAAGUAUUUUUUUUUACUUACCGGUUUUAAUUGUGUCCUCAAACAUCACGUGUUGCAAGUGAAUUAAAAGACAAUCAAUAAGGAUAGAUGUCUGAGUGUUCCAGGAUAAGAUUCCGAAGGAGAAGCAGCCCAUAAAGAGAAAGCAAAAUUCACAAGUUCAAUUUAAGAAAGAAAACUUCCACUGUAGUGCAGACUACAGCGAAAGGCACUGUACAUGGACGUAUUGGCCUACAUCUACACAAUUCAGAGGUUCCAGGUAGACGCAAGAAGGAACCGUUAUCAAUAAGACCCAUUCAAUUAUGCCAAGGAAUGUGAAAGAGUGAACUAGCGUUUAACCAACUAUAUUGUAACAACCAACUAUAACAUAACAAUAUUUACCACAACAUAACUGUCUUUUAAACCAGAUGCGGCCUGCACGAAAAAAGCCGUACCUGUUAUUGAUAAUUAAUUCGCUAUAUUUGAUUUUAUGGUUAUAUUGUCACAAGAGUUGAAUAUAAUGAAUUUUUAAAUUAAAAUAAAAUAAUCCAUGAAAACCUA
This is a messenger RNA of Anthonomus grandis grandis, 3075 nucleotides long. Its product is annotated as calcium/calmodulin-dependent protein kinase type 1-like. The record is from RefSeq and is a predicted model, not a curated record. Gene Ontology annotation, molecular function: ATP binding; calcium/calmodulin-dependent protein kinase activity; calmodulin binding. Gene Ontology annotation, biological process: protein phosphorylation. The transcript has 10 exons. Bases 297 to 1358 code for a protein of 353 amino acids. NCBI's taxonomy places the organism in Eukaryota, Metazoa, Arthropoda, Insecta, Coleoptera, Curculionidae.